This is a messenger RNA of Solanum tuberosum (potato), 1214 nucleotides long. RefSeq names its product peptidyl-prolyl cis-trans isomerase CYP26-2, chloroplastic. Lineage: Eukaryota; Viridiplantae; Streptophyta; Magnoliopsida; Solanales; Solanaceae. Gene Ontology annotation, molecular function: peptidyl-prolyl cis-trans isomerase activity. The transcript is spliced from 2 exons. Bases 117 to 1061 code for a protein of 314 amino acids. The record is from RefSeq and is a predicted model, not a curated record. Gene Ontology annotation, biological process: protein peptidyl-prolyl isomerization. Gene Ontology annotation, cellular component: chloroplast.
UUGGCUUCUGCUGUUUCUAUCCACAGAAUCAAACUUUAGAAAAACAGACUUCUUCCACCUAUUUGAAAUGUUGAGAAACAAUUAGAGAGGCAGAAAGGGACUAAAAUCAGUAAAUUAUGCAGUCUUCAGCUCAAUUUCUUCAGCCUCCAUCAACCCCUCUUCCUCCUAAACAACUUCAAGCCACAACUAUUAGCAAAUGUAUCAAAUUUUCGCGUAGAGAACUUGCCAUCAGUACUAGUUCAUCCUUGCUUUUACUAUUAGGAUCCCAAGCUAUUGAGCCAUUGAAUCUAUCAAGGGCAAGAGCAGAUGAACUUCCUCCCGAUAAAACAGAACCAGAGCAAGAACCUUCAAGAAAAAUUGAAUAUUGUUCAAAUCAGAAUGUAACAAAGAGAGCAUUUCUUGAAGUAUCAGUUGAUGGGGAACCUAUAGGAAGGAUUGUUAUCGGGUUAUAUGGUGAUAGUGCCCCAUUUGGCUCAUCAAGGUUCAGUAAUCUUGUUAGUGGAGCAGCAGGAGUUAGUUAUAGAAGAAAAGAUUUUGUGAGGAUAAUGCCAAAUUAUGUACAACAUGGUGGAUUGAGAUCAUAUGGAGUGGAUGCUGAACUUGCCAAGAAUACUGGAAGAACAAUGGCAAUCGACAACCUCGUAGAUGAAUGGGAGAAACAGAGUGAAAUGUGCCAGGGCACCAAGAACGUAGCAACAAGUGUUAGCCUUAUUGUAAGAGACCCUUCAAAACCACCUCCAAAGAUGAAGCUGGUUGCUCGAGGAGGGAAGCUCGAAAUCGAUCAAGAAGAAGUGGGAAAAGAUGUGAAUGGAACAGAGUUUACUAUUGCCCUCAAAGACUCACCUGAGUUAGAUGCAUCUGCUUUAGUUAUUGGGAGUGUCUUGGAGGGGAUGGAUGUUGUUGAGAAACUUGGCCAAGUCAAAACUGUGAAAGAGAAUACAAGUUCUCCUUAUUUCAGGGCGGCCAAGUUGAUAGGAGAUAAAAGAGCUGUAGUUGCAGAGAGAGGCUUCAACAGACCUUACUCAAAGGUGAAAAUAACAAAUUGCGGCAUGAUGGAAUGAUCAAAGAUGCCGUUGAGAGAUUUUUGUCCUUCCAUUUCUGUUAAGAGGAAGAACUGCUCAAAUAAAAGUGUACAAAAUAAAUUCCUCCUGAAAUUUUUACCUCUCUUCAGAAAGCUUACAACAAUGGUAAUAAUGGUGUCUUCCCCUUGUUUA